AGUGGACCCGGGCCGAAGUCGAACCGAGCUGACCACCACACCAGGCCAGGCAGCCAGGUCCUCUGACGGCGGUCUGGGCCCAGCUCCAGCCUAGCAGCCCAGCGGCAGUUCGAGGAGACGCCAAGUCCCCUGCCACCGUGGCCACCCCGUCACCACGACCACGACGACAGUCAGCCAGCGCUUCUUGUCUUCGGUGCGGUGCGGCUGCGCCGGUCCAGCAGCAGCAGCGGCAGCAUGGACCAGGUCGGCGGGGCGCUGCCCACCCUGCUGCCGGGGGACAUCCUCCUGGGCACCACGCGCUUCACCGACUCGCACGUCUUCGGCCUCGUCGACUACACCGUGUUCGGCGCCAUGCUGCUCGCCUCGUCCCUCAUCGGGAUCUACUUCGCCUUCUGCGCGACCCGCAAGCAGGACAACACCGCCGAGUACCUUAUGGGCGGCAAGACCAUGGGCGUGUUCCCGGUGUCCAUGUCGCUCAUCGCCAGUUACAUUUCGGGCAUCUCGCUCCUGGGACUUCCGGCCGAGAUGUACACCUACGGCACGCAGUACUACCUCAUCGUCCUGGCCGAGGCCUUCGUCAGCCUCACCAUGGCAACCGUCUACCUCCCAGUCUUCUUUAAGCUCCAGAUCACCUCUUCGUACGAGUACCUCAACCUGCGGUUCAACAAGACGGUGCGGCUGCUAGGGUCCUGCCUAUUUCUCGUCAAAAUGCUGCUGUACAUGCCGAUUGUGAUAUAUGUUCCUGCGCUCGCGUUCAGUCAAGUAACUGGAGCCGAUCUUCAUGUCAUCACGCCGAUUGUGUGUGUCGUCUGCAUAUUUUACACAACGCUGGGUGGGCUGCGCGCCGUGGUGUGGACGGACACCCUGCAGACCGUGCUUAUGGUGCUGGGCGUCCUGGCCGUCCUCAUCCUGGGCACCAUCAGCGUCGGCGGCGUGGGGGUCGUCUUCAGCAGGGCGGCCGCCACGGACCGCCUCGAGUUCUUCAACAUGGACCCAGACCCCACGGUGCGGCACACCUUCUGGACCGUGGUGCUGGGCAACUACUUCAACUGGCUGGCGUCCUGCGCCGUGAACCAGGCCAUGGUGCAGCGCUGUCUCUCCAUGCCCACGCUCGCGCGCGCCAACCUCACGGUGAUGAUCCUGGUCAUCGGCAUCUUCCUUCUGGUGUCCAUGAGCUGCUAUACGGGGCUGCUCAUCUUCGCCACGUUCCACGACUGCGACCCCGUGUCGGCGCGCGUCAUCAGCAAGGCCGACCAGCUGCUGCCCUUCUACGUCAUGGAGCUGGCCGGAGCGGUACCCGGCCUGCCCGGGGUCUUCAUGUCCGGCGUGUUCAGCGCCGCGCUCAGCUCCAUGUCCACGUCGCUCAACUCGAUGACGGGGGUCAUCUGGGAGGACCUGGUGCGGCCGCACCUCAAGCGGCCGGUGUCUGAGCAGCGCGCCUCGCAGGUCCUCAAGCUCCUGGUGGUCGCCAUCGGGGCCGUGUGCGUCGGCCUCGUCUUCCUGGUGGAGCGCAUGGGGGCCGCCCUAGUGCAGGCCAGCAAGAUGAUGUCGGGGAUCACGGCGGGGACGCUGCUCGGCGUGUUCUCCCUCGGCAUGUUCUUCCCGUGGGCCAACUCGCAGGGAGCGCUGGCGGGCGGGCUGGUGAGCUUCGUGCUGGUGGCCUGGAUCUCCAUCGGGACGCAGACGGCCAUGGCGCGCGGCGACAUCCGCUUCCAGGGGAAGCCCGUGUCGCUGCAGGGCUGCUCUGCGGGCGUCUUCUCCCUCAACAAGACGCAGCUGGUGUCGCCGUCGGACAACCACGCCGUGUUCCCCCUGUACCGGCUGUCCUACCUGUGGUACACGGCCCUUGGCGCCAUCUCCGCCAUCGCCGUCGGCUUGCUGGUGUCCUUCCUGACGGGGCCCACGGACCCGAGCACCGUGUCACGAGACCUCCUGGCGCCCGUGGUGCACAACCUGGUGCCGUCGGCGGCGGCGGCCGCCUCCCCGCCGGCGACGCCCGAGGAGCACCGCCGAGCCAAGGACCGGGGCAAGAAGAACGGACGCGCCGCUCAAGAGACGCACUUCUGAAGGAGCUCCGCCCGGCCGGUAGGCCACCCAUCCUACCGUCUGGAUCGCACUGCCAAACAGAAUCUCUAGUCAAUGCCUGCCAGGCCAUCGCAGCAAUGCACCACCGUCCUCUGUUCGAUGUGGUGGCGGACAACAGUAGUUUACAGCCCGCAGAUCUCCGGGUGAAGGGCGAGCGUCCCCCUCCUCCUCAAUGUUGGAUUUGCUUUGGCGUGUGCGUCGCAAUCCUGGUGGGUUGUCCCGGGUUGCCAUUGCGCUUUGCCACGACGGCUAGCGCUUUUUUGACUUUUAGCUCUUGGUGGUUCACUCCCGUUGUAUCUAUGACGAUUUCGCGUCAUCCGAUUCUGUUCUAGUGAACGGAAAUUGUAUACAUAGCAUUUAUUGUUUUUAGGAUUACGUACGUACCACUGCCAUGGUCUAGAUUUUUCUUCGGGGUGCAUGGGGGCGCGGUUGCGGUUGGUCGCAGGCGACCAUGCGUGAUCGAAUUUGGGAUCGUACGCAGAAAGUACGCUCGUUUUUUUCAGAUUCGUUUGGCAAAUUAUGGAAGCUUAGCGCUUAGGCGCCUGUGAGACUCGGGUUAGGCCACACCGCAGUACACGCAUGCUCUUUACGCAAAAUGUUGCCUACCUACCAGGCGCUAUGCGAGUUUGCAGAGGCUGAACUUGCAGGUUCGUAACGGCGAAUGACGGAAGUACUUUCUGGAAGGCCCCUUAUUCUACGAAUGCUUGACCCCCCUCAUCAAAUAAUUCAGGCUCAUAUAUUAAUGAUACUGAUAUCGAAUAAAGUUUGUACUUUCGACGAA
Molecule: messenger RNA, 2866 nt
Organism: Frankliniella occidentalis (western flower thrips)
Lineage: Eukaryota; Metazoa; Arthropoda; Insecta; Thysanoptera; Thripidae
Product: sodium-coupled monocarboxylate transporter 1-like
Exons: 14
Coding region: 235-2067 (610 amino acids)
Biological process (GO): sodium ion transport; transmembrane transport
Cellular component (GO): membrane
Molecular function (GO): symporter activity
Source: RefSeq, a predicted model, not a curated record